Messenger RNA from Penicillium malachiteum, 864 nucleotides. RefSeq lists its product as uncharacterized. The coding region runs from base 1 to 864 and encodes 287 amino acids. The record is from RefSeq and is a predicted model, not a curated record. Lineage: Eukaryota; Fungi; Ascomycota; Eurotiomycetes; Eurotiales; Aspergillaceae. The transcript has 6 exons.
AUGUCUCACGAAAACAAGCCCUCGCUCCAAGAAGCUAUGGAUCUCCCCUCUAGUCUGUGGGACAGCCCGGAUCCGUCACUGAAAUCAAAGAAAAAUCGUGCCUAUGGCCGAGAAGGCUACAGUCGCGGUUUACAGCAGGCCAUUACAGCCAUGGAACUUCCAAAUCCAAUCCGUUGCGCCAUCUGCAAGGAAUUUCGUCGUCAUGAGGAGUAUUCCAAGACCCAGUUGAAUUUCCUCAAGCAAGAAGCCUAUGUCAAUGGCCCUGGAAUUGUUUACGAUCAGCGCAUCGCCAAAUGUCGUACCUGUGCCCACAGUACUAUCGACGAGCUCCAUUGUUCCUCCUGUGGCCAUUGGAAAGCUGUUGAUGAGUUCUCAAACACUCAGCGCCGCGUUCAGCAGCAUCUCUGCAAACGCUGCCAAAACUGGUACCAGCAUCCGAGCACCUUGGAAGACGGCAUUGGCCAUAUGAAUGUUCUUGAAGAGGGAGCUCAACUCCCACUGGACUGGAGAAUGGACGAAGUUAGUACCAGCAAUUUGACUGGUGGGGGAAACUCCGAUGAAGGAUUUGAUGGACUGCCCCCUGCUACAAAAACGCCCUGGCUGGAUGAUGAGGGCCGUCCUCUCAUGGUGAAAGGGCGCGACGGUCUGGAAGAUAUUCCAGUCAGACAUCCAACCAAAGACACCAGACAUCUCUACCGUCCGGAGACCCUCAAGCAGCCCAGCAAGUUCGGGGCUGUCGUUCGAAGAGCUCGUGAACACUCUGAGGACUGCGAUCUACCCCUUCCCCCUCAAACCCCGCCUCCAGUUGACCCUGAUGAGGAACUUCCGCCUCACUUGAACAAGGCAACAUGGGAAUAUCUAUGA